Aegilops tauschii subsp. strangulata is the source of this 1237-nucleotide messenger RNA. RefSeq names its product gamma-interferon-responsive lysosomal thiol protein. Gene Ontology annotation, molecular function: oxidoreductase activity, acting on a sulfur group of donors, disulfide as acceptor. The record is from RefSeq and is a predicted model, not a curated record. NCBI's taxonomy places the organism in Eukaryota, Viridiplantae, Streptophyta, Magnoliopsida, Poales, Poaceae.
AUGGUGUGCCUCUCUAGGCCAGGUGCUUCACAAAACAAAAUGGUGUCCAAACUUGAUGGCGAUCACCUAUUCACAAGAUGGCGCAUCGAGUUGGCCUCACAGACAGCUCUCCUGCUUGACGACGGAAUCGUGACACGUCCCAAAACAUCAGAGACAUCAUCCAGCCGUGAACUUCCUUCCUUCCUUCCGGCACGCACGCACGCACGUAUGUUCCCGUGAUCCCGUCUGUACCCAUCGAGUCGAGACACAAAAAACUUACCGCUCCCCGUUGACCAGGAGAGGAGAACUCCGCUCGGGACGGACGCGAUCCCCCCUGCGCGCCAUGGCCGGUUCCCGUCGCGCCCUCCGCUUCGUCCUGCUCCUGCCGGCCAUCCUCGGCGCCCUCCUGCCGCCGGCCGCCGCGGGGCCGCCCAAGGUGUCCCUGGCGCUCUACUACGAGUCGCUCUGCCCCUACUGCUCGCGCUUCAUCGUCACCCGCCUCGCCGGGAUCUUCGACAGCGGCCUCAUCCACGCCGUCGACCUCCUGCUCGUCCCCUACGGCAACGCCCACGUCCACGGCGCCAACAACACCAUCUCCUGCCAGCAUGGCCCCGAUGAAUGCCUUCUGAACAACGUGGAGGCUUGUGCCAUCGACGCCUGGCCAGAUUUGAAUGUGCAUUUCGGUUUCAUCAACUGCGUGGAGGACCUGGUGAUGAACCGCAAGCGCGAGGAAUGGGAGUCGUGCUUCCAGAAACAGGGGCUUGACCCCAAGCCUGUCAUGGAGUGCUACAACAGUGAUCAAGGCCACAAGCUUUCGCUCAAGUAUGGGAAACAGACUGAUGCGCUUGUGCCCCCGCACAAGUACGUUCCAUGGGUGGUGGUUGAUGGCCAGCCGCUGUACGAGGACUACGAGAACUUCGAAGCUUACGUCUGCAAGGCGUACAAGGGCCAUCCUCCCAAGAUUUGCCAAGGGCUGGGCCGUGACUACCCAAUCGUACAACAGGUGGUGGAGGCUGGCAACGGUGUCACCUACAACUCCGGCGAUUUCGAGCUGGAUGAAGGGGGCGACGACAAGAUUAAGAUGGUGCAGGGUGAUGACAAUUGAUAGAUUGUAUGUCUCCUUUCGGGGAUCCUAUACCGAUAUACAUGAACAUAGGGCUGUUUCAUCUGUCUGUUCAGGUUAAUUAUGAUGUAAGUUAUAAAAGAAAAGGUUAAUUAUGAUGUACAUCGGUAAUAAAGUGAUUUAUGGUGAUGUAAA